CCUGCCAAAGAAAGUCAAGUGGAUGUAGCUGCUCGAUUUGCAACAGUUUCAUUUCAAGCGUUCAACCAUCAACACAGAUUUCGGCUGAAACAUUACCGUCCGUAGAAUAUCAGCUUUGUUACGUUUUGUAUGGAUAAAUUUCGGAAAAUUUUUAUUUUCAUAUUAUACAUAAAUAAGUACAAAUACUCGUGCGACUAACAAAAAAAAAUCCAUGAAAUAUUGUUUGAUUUAAGUGGAAAAUUAAAUUAUUGUUAUUAUAGGCAUAAAAUGUCAAUUACAUGUAAAUUUCAGUUGUCACGCAUUUCCAAUAUCUAUUACAGUGGUGAAGAAAUUGCUGGUUCGAUAACAAUAUGUAGUUCAAAACAGCGUCAGAUAGAAGCAAUUAUACUCGAGUUUUAUGGUCAAUCUACAGUACAAUGGUGGGAAUUGGAUAAAACUAAGGAAAAUAUAAUGCACAACGACUACAGUACACAAGAGCUAUCAGACAAAACACUUUACAACAGUCACAAAAAACAUGUUUGCGAACAACUUAAACUGGAUUCAUCGAACUGUAAACAACUGCAGCCACAUGUUGAAUAUACAUUUGAAUUUUGUUUCGCAAUACCCCAGCAAGUGGCGGCAACAUAUCGAUGUCUGUAUGGUCAAACGGAAUAUGGUUUGAGAUUGCAAAUGCAGCACGCAAAGAAAGUCAAUAAAGAAUUUCACCAAAGAAUUGUGGUUAAAAAUAAACUGGAUUUAACACAGGAAACAAAAUACAAAGAGCCUUGUGAUGUUUAUUGUGACAACGAAUUUGGCCAAAUUAAUUUGCAAUUACCCUGUAGUGGUUUUACGCCGGGCCAAAAAAUUCCCUAUCAUAUUAAAUGUCAGACAAGUCAAGCAGAUUGCAAAUUGUUAAUACAAUUAAAUUGUUUUACCACAUGUCGCACACAAAGCCAGUGCAGUAAAUAUAAACAAAUUAAGCAAAUUAUUAAUUAUGAAAAACACCUGUCAUCCGAAUUCACAUCUCAUGUCAAUAUACCCCUACAUAGCCACAUCUCUAGUACAAUUAAUGACCCUGAAUUAAUGAUCAGCAUUGAAUACACAUUGGAAGCAAUUUUAAUUAAUGGUUAUAAGAAAGCUUUGAUCAGUGCAGCGAUACCUUUGACUAUCGGCACAACACCCUGCUGUAGAUUUGAAGGGGGUAUGCAGAGCUACAUGUGUUAUGAUAAUUUGGGUUCCUCCUCUAAUGAAUUGCUUACACCUCCCACUGAUGCUAAUCUUUCGGAUCUCUCCCAUUCAGCUGCCGAUCAAUUGCUUGAAUCAUUAUGGAUUUUACCCAGUAAACGUAAAACACAUUUGAGAAAGUCAUUAAGAUAUUGUUACAAGAAAUUAAUAAAACUAAUUUAACAUUUAAAA
This is a messenger RNA of Calliphora vicina (urban bluebottle blowfly), 1395 nucleotides long. RefSeq lists its product as uncharacterized. The record is from RefSeq and is a predicted model, not a curated record. Lineage: Eukaryota; Metazoa; Arthropoda; Insecta; Diptera; Calliphoridae. Gene Ontology annotation, cellular component: cytoplasm. The transcript has 4 exons. The coding region runs from base 268 to 1386 and encodes 372 amino acids. Gene Ontology annotation, biological process: protein transport.